This is a messenger RNA of Frieseomelitta varia, 2974 nucleotides long. RefSeq names its product OTU domain-containing protein 7B-like. Gene Ontology annotation, cellular component: cytoplasm; nucleus. Gene Ontology annotation, biological process: protein K63-linked deubiquitination; protein K11-linked deubiquitination; protein K48-linked deubiquitination. Gene Ontology annotation, molecular function: zinc ion binding; DNA binding; cysteine-type deubiquitinase activity. The record is from RefSeq and is a predicted model, not a curated record. The transcript is spliced from 8 exons. The coding region runs from base 483 to 2150 and encodes 555 amino acids. NCBI's taxonomy places the organism in Eukaryota, Metazoa, Arthropoda, Insecta, Hymenoptera, Apidae.
AGUAGUGACACGGUAUUACGAGAUAAACGACACGAAUGGUUUUCUUGCAUUUCGAAAUCGAUUGAUCUGACUACGUUAUCGCGAUCAGAAUCAACCUGUUCGCUAGUGGGCGGAACAUAACAACUGCGUAAAUAACAGUAUCCCCCUCGGCGGCUUGACAUGUGACCAGUUUAAAGUUUCACCGUAAUUCCCAUGCGCAAUAAUAAUUCGUUUCUUUGCACUCCUGCUGGCUAGUUUCGAGGCUGCGCGUUUCUAGGUUAUGUUGUGUUUACAUCAUCGCCCGAGCAAACGGACGUUCAAUCAUUUUUUACACGCUGCGGACGGUCCUCUUGAGACAGACUUUAGUGCGAAUACGGUAGUACGAAAUAUGAGAGAGCAAUUCAUGCAUCGUGUUCCACUUAGAAUACUAUUUAACAAUAUCCUACUACUACACAUCACUUCGCUAAUCUGAUAUACGGGCCAAGGUGUAAAAAGAUAGUGUAAUGAACGUAGGACUAUCUACAUACGAUGGUUUGGAGAAAGAGACAAGUUCUAAUAAUGGUUUGGAAAAUGGUGGGGGGGCUACGAAAAAACUAGCCAGAGGUAUAUCUCGAGCAACUGAAAAUGCAGCCAUUGUCUCUUACGCACGUUCUCAAUUAGCUACCAUUGGAUCUCUGGAUACUCCAGAAUUUACAUUUUCACUCCCUGAUCUAACUGUAUAUCCAGAUUCAUUUCGACAAUUUUUGGAAAAAGAUUUGAUAGAGGGUGGAUGCUUAACUUCUUUGGAAGCUGCUGGUCGUUUAAAUUGGUGGUGUGGAGGAUGUAAAAAUGGAAGUAACAGAGUUUUAUGGCCUUUGGCAACAUCAGGAGAUGGCAAUUGUCUUCUACAUGCAGCUUCUCUUGGCAUGUGGGGCUUUCACGAUAGACUUCUCACGCUCAGAGAAGCUCUGUAUAAUACCUUGGCUAAAGGAGAAUACAGACAUGCUUUGUUUAGAAGGUGGAAAUGGCGUCAAAUGGGCUUAAAUGCAGCUGCAGGAUUGUCUUAUACAGAGGCAGAAUGGUUAACAGAAUGGCAAGCCAUUGUAGAAAUGGCUUCUCCUAUUUUCAGGAAUCAAAACGCUACUUCCUACCAAAGUCUUGAAGAAGUACAUAUAUUAGCUUUGGCUCAUGCUCUGAAAAGGCCUAUAAUAGUUAUAGCGGAGACUAUGUUGAAAGAUGCGGAGGGCGUAGCUUUAGCACCAAUUCCAUUUGGUGGAGUCUAUUUACCGUUGGAGGUAUCUCCAUCGUGUUGUCACAGAACCCCAUUACUUUUAGCAUAUCAUUCGGCUCAUUUUUCUCCCCUUGUUAUUGUGGAUGGAGCGAAUGAUGUGGGAGACAGUUGUAACGAAGGCGUUAAUAUACCCCUUAUAGAUCCAGAUACAGGUCAAUUACUGCCAGUUUUAUUCGCGGUAGAUCCAGGACCUGAUUGGGAUUGGGAGGAAGGCUCUCGAGACUUAUUGAUUUGUCAACAAGAUACGAUGGAAAUUUUAUUACGACAAUAUUUAGACUGCGAAUAUCAAAAUUUUACCUCGGAAGAAAUUGAAAGACUGUCCAAUACCGACGGUUCACUUUCUAAAACGGCGAAACAACUGCUUGGCGUGGCUAAACAAUUUGGAUCAAUCGGAAAGUCCGUUAGUAAAAGACUGUGGUCUAUAACGAAGAGACCCAAGAGUUUGCCAGCAACGGCAGGUGGACUUUCAUCGGAAGGUUUAUUAUGCGUGAGGAUUAGAAGCAGACGUCACCAAUACGUGGAUCAGAUGCUUCAGAAUUAUCUUCAAUGUGCUCAUGCGAGAUUCCUACAAGAUCAUAAAGUUGACGAUACAGGGAGCGAAAUGAAUUAUGGUGCUGGCAAAUCUAAAUUUUAUGCUGCCAGCGAUCGAGACAGCCAUGCGAGCGUGAGCAAAUUAUUACCGACCAAUCCAAAUAAAGAUCGUACACUUUAUCUUUCAAGAUCUACUUUUUACAAUGACCAACCCUCAUCUGGGUCAGUUAAACAGGGGCCAGAAUUAUGGAAUAGCGAUAGUUUGGGGGCUGCUGUUAAAGAGUGUCGCAAUGAGGAGUGUCAAUUUUUCGGUUCUGCGGAAAAUGAUUACUACUGCUCACAGUGUUGGGCGAAUCGACGUUAUCGUUGAGAAAUUGCUUUCAGCGAUAUAUGACAAUAAUUCUUCAAUACUACUCGAAUUAAAUGAGAUAUAAUCGGAUUUAGGCAUAACACUACCCAUUUUAAAGUGUUGCUUAAGGAGAAAAAAAAAAGAAUUGUCUCGCCAGAUUUUCUUCUUCCUGCUAUGUUAAUCCAUUCUCUUUGACUUUUUAUUUAAAGUUGGUUAACAUACCAAUGAUUCUCGUAUAUUGCGACAAUAAGAAUGCUUUGAGAACGCGUGUGCAUGCACUUGUCAUCUAAUUGUUCUCCAUACACGUUUCUUAGUUUCUUUUUUUAUUUAUUAGUAUUCAUUUUUCUGAGAAGCAUAUCAGAUAUACAGGGUUAUUAGUUACUAUCUGUCUCUUGAACAUAUAAAAUACCAUUCAUAUAUAGCUUAUAAGUCCAAACCAUUUUAAGUAGCAAAAAAAAAAAAAGAACAAAAUUAUAUUUUCACAAGUGACGAUACACUUUCAUUACCAUGACAAGUGAAUAAUUCCCGACUUUUUUGCAUGUGCCUUCUAUCUCACAUAAUACAGAAAUGAUAUAUAUGUAUACAAAGAUGACGAUAAUACUCGAUAUUCAACGCAACGAUGAAAAAGCUGUUUUCUGUCGCAACUGUCCCUAUCGCUUUUAAUACAAAAUGCUUUGUAAGAAUUAAUGUCGCUUUAUUGGCUCACCGAUUGCUUCGGUGAGCUUAUCUAAGAAAGCGUGGGUUCGAUACAUGAAUUUGUAUCAAAUUGUUCAUUGUAUUCAGUCUCGUUGUCUGUUGGCAAUUGUUUCUGCAAAAUUGUGUGCGAAAUAAAACAUAUUUUUAUA